AUGGCUUUCAAUCCCCUGGCUAUUAUUCUCAAAGAAAUCAAACUGGUUGGACCUAAUUAUAUUAACUGGAAAAGGAACUUGGAUAUUGUAUUGACUACAAAGGAGUACAAAUAUGAGCUCGUAGAGGUAUGUCCACAGAAACCUGGUGAAAGGGCAACCAAUAAGGAAACCCGGGCUUACCAGAAGUGGAUUAAGGCUAAUAAGAUGGCGCGGUGUUACAUUUUGGCAUCUAUGUCGAAUGUUCUACAACAUCAGCAUCAGUCUAUGCUUUUUGCCUAUAAUAUAAUGCAGAACCUCAAAGAAAUGUUUGGAUAUCAAAAUCGUGCUGCUAGGAAGACUAUUAUGAAGGACCUUAUGAAUACUAUUAUGAUAGAAGGGACCCCAAUAAGGGAUCAUGUUCUGAAGAUGAUUGGUUUUCUCAAUGAGUUAGAGAUCCUUGGAGCUGAAAUCAAGGGGAAAACCCAGGUCGAUAUCGUUCUCCAGUCACUGUCUGACUCUUUCAAGCAAUUUUUCCUGAACUACAACAUGAAUAAGCUCUCUUACUCAUUGGCAAAACUACUUAAAGAGCUUCAAACAACUGAGGGCCUCAUUAGGAAGCCAACUAUUGCUCUUGUGACUGAGAAUGGUUCUUUUUCUAGGCCAAAAGGCCGAAAGAAGCAGAAAAAAGGUUCAGAAACCAUAGGGAGCUCCUCCAAUAGUACGUUGCCGUAG
Malania oleifera is the source of this 711-nucleotide messenger RNA. RefSeq lists its product as uncharacterized. The transcript has a single exon. NCBI's taxonomy places the organism in Eukaryota, Viridiplantae, Streptophyta, Magnoliopsida, Santalales, Ximeniaceae. The record is from RefSeq and is a predicted model, not a curated record. Bases 1 to 711 code for a protein of 236 amino acids.